This is a messenger RNA of Arabidopsis lyrata subsp. lyrata, 1544 nucleotides long. Its product is annotated as monothiol glutaredoxin-S10. Bases 954 to 1391 code for a protein of 145 amino acids. NCBI's taxonomy places the organism in Eukaryota, Viridiplantae, Streptophyta, Magnoliopsida, Brassicales, Brassicaceae. The transcript has a single exon. The record is from RefSeq and is a predicted model, not a curated record.
AGUACACAAAAUAAGAACUAAUAAUUUGUUUGUUUACUUAAUCAUCAAAGCAUAAGUAUACUUAGAUUGCUCGUUGUGACGGAGAACUCUGUCCUUCAGGCCAAUUUUAGCUAAUUAAUCAUCAAUGGUUGCGGUUAUAUUAUAUUUGGUGAUUAAUUACAUCAAACAUUCUUUCGAUCAAAUCGAUAGGAGAUUAAAAUCUCUAAUGAGGAUAUAUGAAUCCGAAUCUUACCAUUUACCUAGAAUAUGACUGUAGCACACUAAACCAAUAGUAGCUAGCUACUUGAGGAAUUUUGCAAAUACAAUUGCCAUGUCGCCACUUGCAUUACCGUACGGUUCUUUGUUUUUGGAUUUUGGCUUCUUUGAUAUCUCAAGAGUCACAACGAAUUCUAUGUCCCGUCAUCUUUAAUUACAUCAUCUUAAUCACUAAGAAUAUGAACUGUUUUGUUAUAGUAAACCCAACAUGCAAUUACAAAACUUUAACAAAUUAACAAAAACAACAUGCAAUAUAAUUACAAAACUGAUCGAGCGUGCAUGGAGUGUGAACAACUCUACUAUGGACGAUGUUUUAACUUAAUAAAAAAAAAAACAAAUUAAUUAUCUACUUUGAAUUUGUGUUUCUGUCUAGUUCUUGUCAUAAAUGGCGACGUAAAUCCCCCUGCGGCAAGAAAGUGAUGAUCGAAGAGAAUCAAUGCAAAGUUGACAUUCCCUUAACACGUAAUAUUGAUCCCCAAAUAUUGGAAUUUUUUCUCUUCACACAUCAUCAUGAUCACAAGUUACUAUAUGCAUAUCUUGAUCUCUAUUCUCUUCACUCUCUUACUCACAAUUUGUCAACUCUCCAGCAUCAUAUCAUCAGCUUCUCUUAUCCACAAUCCAUCUUCCCACAAAAUAAGAUUCUCCCUUUAGCGUUGCUCCGUCAUUAAUCCAAAGAUACCUCUAUUCAUAAAGAUUACAUGCGAGUAUGUGUAUAUAUAGAGUUCCAAGACUCACCUCUCCAAAACAAACUCAUCAAAACAAAAUUAAAUCUCCAACCACUUCAAAGAAAAGAAAUAUAUACAUACCAAAAGAGUAUUACUAUACAAAUGGAUGUGGUAGCAAGAUUAGCGUCGCAAAGAGCAGUGGUGAUAUUCAGCAAGAGUACGUGUUGCAUGUCUCAUGCAAUUAAACGGUUGUUUUACGAGCAAGGUGUGAGCCCGGCGAUUGUAGAGAUCGACCAAGACAUGUAUGGGAAAGAUAUCGAGUGGGCCUUGGCGCGAUUAGGCUGUAGCCCUACGGUUCCUGCGGUUUUUGUCGGAGGGAAAUUCGUAGGAACGGCCAAUACCGUCAUGACUCUUCACCUCAAUGGAUCGUUGAAAAUGUUGCUCAAGGAGGCUGGUGCUUUGUGGCUUUAGCACUCAUUUGAUCUUUACUUUGAGUCUUUGAAAGUCUCUUCACUUUAUGUACGUUUAAUUAAAGCAUAUGUGAAGAAGUACUACUUUGUAUUGAGAGUUAUUAAAUAUAUGUCUAUGUGGAGGUUGAUUUAAGGAUCAACUAUAACCCAUUAA